This is a messenger RNA of Menidia menidia (Atlantic silverside), 1719 nucleotides long. NCBI's taxonomy places the organism in Eukaryota, Metazoa, Chordata, Actinopteri, Atheriniformes, Atherinopsidae. The record is from the annotation of a GenBank genome assembly.
ACCAAUCAGAUCCUGUGUAUUGAAAUCAAUACGGAAGUUACGUUAAGGCGCCAAUUUUGUGUUGUUUGCCUCAAAAUACGUUAUCUCUUGUAUUGGAUGAGACUGAAACUGUGAAAAUGACUGAAAACACUUUCCCUGUCUAUAACGUGGAUGCGAUAGUGAACUUUUACCGAGCUGAAGUUCUCACUGGUCAAGAGUCCAAACACUUCACCAAGGGCGACCUGACUCCGGCUCCAAAGCCGGAGGCGGUUCAGACUCUGUACAUGAGGGUGCUGCACCUACUGUACCGGUUCAGGCCUGAGUGCCACUCUCUGGUUCCACUUUUGGAGAAUAUUCAGUAUCCAGCCAAUCAUGAGGGUGCUACUGCCAUCAUGAGUGUCUACACACGCAUGCGGCAGUUCCUGCCCAUGUGCUUGGUGUAUGAUUUUUCCCUGAAUGACCUCCUAGCUCCAAAAAAACAGAGGACUCUGACCAUUCUGAGUGGCAUCAUGAACUUUCUUCACUUCAGGAAGCAGAGGAUGGAGUUGGUCUUGGAGAAACAGGCCAAAUUUAGAGCAGACAUGGACAAGCUGCAGGCCUACACCAAAGGCAAUCUACAAGCCGAGAAGAAGAUUGAGACGUUGACGACCAUCCCUCCUGAGCAGCAGGCGGAGGCAGAUGAACUGGCAGCUGCCCUUUCUGAGCUCCAGUCCACCACUAUGCACGAAUACCAGGAAGUGAAUGCUAAAAAUGACAUCAUCGCAGAAUGGAAAGCUAAGAUAGCAGAGAAGACACAGAAACUGGCAAGUGACACCAGAUAUGCCCAGGUCAAGGUGGAUCUGACUAACCUGAAGGAGGACAUCUGCAAACUGAAGUCCCAGAUCGUGGAGUCUCCGGAAGAGUUGAAGAGCCAGAUGGAGAAAAUGAGGGAGAACGUCAAGAACAUCAAGAGCUCCAUCGAGGAAACGGACGAGCGUGUGGUGGAACUGCAGAACAUGGUGCAGGGCGUGUCCCACACUGAGGCAGAGAUCCAGCAGACCUACAGCCUCCUGCAGGACCUGGAGAGCAGCAUGAACAACACCAGGCAGCAGCAGGAGAAGUACCAGGAGCUGAUGGCUCGGCACGAGAAGAAGCAGAAGGAGCUGAAGAACCUGUGCAUAGAGGAGGGGCAGCUGAAGCGCGCUCUGGGCAUGAAGCUGGACAAAGAGUGCAAACAUAACAUCCGCAGGCAGAAGAAGAGGGAGAUGAAGGAGCAGCACGUUCAGGAAGUCCUGGGGCAGUGUAACCAAAUCCACCAGAAACGAGAAGAGAUGGCCGACAAAAUCCAGGACAUCUCAGGAGAGACGCAGCAGCUCAAGGCCAGGAUCAAAAGCCUGAGAGACGUCUGCAGCAAAGAGACGGACAAAGCUCAGGCGCUGUACGACACCCUGUCAGCCUCCAUGGAUGAGCUGCACCGGAGGAUCCAGGUGCACGUCACAGACCUGAAGCUAAAUGUCACCAACAUGUCCGCCAACUUCUGACAGUGCUGCUUUUCAUUUUUAUGUUUAAACCUUUUUGUGUCUUUCUAUUUAAAACAUGAAAUUCAAGUUAAUGUUAGUCAACUUGAACUAUUUUAUGGUGUUAAGUUCUUAAAAUAAAAAUUUUAGUCCAGUUUUUGCUAACAGUUUACUCGUUCUUUGAGCAGCUACAACUUCUGUGCAACAUAGCUGAUCACUGCAAUAAAAUCAUUUUAUCUCUUUG